Messenger RNA from Zychaea mexicana, 798 nucleotides. RefSeq lists its product as uncharacterized. NCBI's taxonomy places the organism in Eukaryota, Fungi, Mucoromycota, Mucoromycetes, Mucorales, Lichtheimiaceae. The transcript has 4 exons. Bases 1 to 798 code for a protein of 265 amino acids. The record is from RefSeq and is a predicted model, not a curated record. Gene Ontology annotation, cellular component: cytoplasm; mitochondrion. Gene Ontology annotation, biological process: protein lipoylation. Gene Ontology annotation, molecular function: lipoyltransferase activity.
AUGGGAAAUUCAAUAUACACCAUUUUCAUGCCAAGGGAGGCGUUCUCGCGUAAAGUAAAUGCUGAGCUGGUCUCGAGGGCGCUCCUUGAACUCGAUGUUCCCGCCUACGUCAACGAGCGCCACGAUAUUGCUGUUGAUGGGUUCAAGGUCUCUGGCAGUGCAUACAAGAUCAUCAACAAACGAGCUUAUCACCAUGGAACUAUGCUUAUUGAUGCGGAUACAGCCAUGCUCAAGGGCUGUUUGUCGAAAAGGAACAAAAAUUCCAAUAUUGUGUCCAAAGGUGUUGAGUCUGUGCCUUCUCCAGUCACCAAUCUGCGCAAUUAUUCUUAUACGAUCGAUCAUCAGCAAUUUUGUGAAUCCGUUUUAAACGAGUUUGUCCGUGACUACAAUGAUGGUCAGGAUAUCCAGCCCGUAGUGUUCGAUGAAUCUCAUGUUCUCCCUCAACGUGCACGAGAAAUGUCAGAGGAGCUGCAAACGUGGGAUUGGAUCUACGGACAGACACCCGAAUUUACCAAUAAGAUUGAGCAAGAAUUCGACUGGGGACAUGUGAACGGUCUCAUUCGUUCGAGACAUGGAGUAAUAACAGAAGCCGAUUUUACUUCUCCAGAUGCCAGUGGCGCGCACGAAGUCAUCAUUAUGUCUGCAAUAUCGAACGCACUAAGAGGCUGCCAAUAUUCUGAAAAGGCAACCGAGACAGCGUUGAAAAAGAUCAAGACAAAUAUACCGGGACUCUUAAACCCUGAAAAUGAGACAAUUGUGCAGCAGCUUACUCAAUGGAUCAAUGCUCGAUUAAUUUGA